UGCUGGGGGACCGGGGAGGGGUGCCUCUUGAUAUCUUGGUGGGGGGGCUCUUUAGCUGGCGGUUGAGCGUCUGGGGGUUGUGUGUGUGUGUGUGCGCGCGCGCGCGUGUGUGUGUGUGUGUGUGUGUGCGUGUGUGUGCGCGCGCGCAGCUGUGCAGCCAGCAGCUGAGGUCCCUCGCCCCCAGCUCCCCUGCGCUCAGCGCCAGCACUGCAACCCCGCAGAGAGCCGUGCGCGCCGCCAGCUCCGCGAGGGAUGGAGCAGACCGAGGUGCUCAAGCCGCGGACCCUGGAGGAUCUGAUCCGCAUCCUGCACCAGCUCUUCGCCGGCGAGGAGGUCAACGUGGAGGAGGUGCAGGCGGUCCUGGAAGCCUACGAGAGCGACCCCGCCGAGUGGGCGGCGUACGCCAAGUUCGACCAGUACCGGUAUACUAGAAAUCUUGUGGAUGAAGGAAAUGGAAAAUUCAAUCUAAUGAUUCUGUGUUGGGGUGAAGGACAUGGCAGCAGUAUCCAUGAUCACACCGACUCCCACUGCUUUCUGAAGAUGCUGCAGGGAAAUCUAAAGGAGACCUUAUUUGCCUGGCCUGACAAAAAAUCCAACGAGAUGAUCAAGAAGUCUGAAAGAAUCUUGAGAGAAAACCAGUGUGCUUAUAUCAACGAUUCCAUUGGCUUACAUCGAGUAGAGAACAUUAGCCACACGGAACCUGCUGUGAGCCUUCACUUGUACAGCCCACCGUUUGAUACGUGCCAUGCCUUUGAUCAAAGAACAGGACAUAAAAACAAAGUCACCAUGACAUUCCAUAGCAAAUUUGGAAUCAGGACUCCAUUUACAGCUUCGGGAUCCCUGGAGAACAACUAAGGAGCACCAGAUCCUCUAAGGUUUUAGCUUAAGGUCUGCUAAAAGUUUUGCCCUGGACAGGGAUGCCUCCAGCAGUUGCUGUCCAUAAUACACUUUACGAAGCCAAUACUUAGAUCUCCUGCAAGGCAGAUGCUAAUUGUCAAGCAUUGAGCAAGUGGAUAGUACCCCAAGCUACUGCAGAAGAAAAAUCACACACUAAAGGAAAAACGGGCUCGUAAUUUUAAAGGCCAGUUAAGUGUUGUCCUGGUUUUAUCCUCUGAAUUCAGUGGAACCAUAUGGGGGGAAUGUCAAUGAAUGUCAACAAUUCAAUGAAGAUUUUUAGAGCUUUUGGAAACCCUUUGGUCUCUGAAUUGUAAUUAGCAAUAAAUAAAAACAAGAAACCACAGACAUCAGAUGCUUGCCUUGUUACUUGGAGGACUAAAUGUAGGGGUCUUUCGUAUCCUUUGUAUGUUCUUAAUAUUUGCAGAGACUUUUUUGAAUCUAUGGAUUUUAUUUUUUCAGUCUUACUUGACAAAUUCCUGUCCGAUAAGUAGCAGGAUAUUGUAGACAGAGAAACUCAAGGCACUUUGCCAUUUGGUAAUGAAAGGGAGGGCAGAAGAUUUUAGGAAAGUACCUGUACCCCUAAACCCAGGUCAAACCAAAAACACAAACUCAUGUCUAAUGUGUCCAGUGGUCCUAGUCAAAGACUUUGUAUAACCACUAAAAUUGCCAAAUAAUUUUAAUAAAACUGGAUUUGACUACAA
This is a messenger RNA of Zalophus californianus (California sea lion), 1598 nucleotides long. RefSeq names its product cysteine dioxygenase type 1 (gene CDO1). Gene Ontology annotation, biological process: L-cysteine catabolic process. The transcript is spliced from 5 exons. NCBI's taxonomy places the organism in Eukaryota, Metazoa, Chordata, Mammalia, Carnivora, Otariidae. Gene Ontology annotation, molecular function: ferrous iron binding; cysteine dioxygenase activity. The record is from RefSeq and is a predicted model, not a curated record. Bases 253 to 855 code for a protein of 200 amino acids.